Molecule: messenger RNA, 5166 nt
Organism: Cimex lectularius (bed bug)
Lineage: Eukaryota; Metazoa; Arthropoda; Insecta; Hemiptera; Cimicidae
Gene: baz
Product: partitioning defective 3 homolog
Exons: 28
Coding region: 137-4258 (1373 amino acids)
Biological process (GO): intracellular protein localization; establishment of cell polarity; establishment or maintenance of epithelial cell apical/basal polarity
Cellular component (GO): apical plasma membrane; adherens junction; cell cortex
Molecular function (GO): protein binding; phosphatidylinositol binding
Source: RefSeq, a predicted model, not a curated record
UCCUCUCCAUCAGUUUUAUUACCGUUUCCGAGUCGCAAAGGCAAAGUCCCACGAGCUCUCCUGGUCCAAAACAGUUCUCGGAUACCAAAUUCAAGUGUUGUUCUCAAACAGAGCGAUGAUACGGUGAAGGUUCACCAUGCUGGAGCACUGCAGUUCUGGUUCCGGGUGUCGUCAGGUCGCGGGGAAAUUGGCCAACAAUGUCUGCGGCAUCUUCAGCUGGAAGCACAAGUACCAAGUGGCCAAAGUACAGCGGAGGAACAAUGUAGACCAACCUUCCUUCUUACCGGGCUCUGAGAACUGGGUAGCAGUCCAUUCUCUACAGACGCAGAGAGACGGCGGCAUUCUAGACCCAGACGACAGAUUGCACGAUGUCGCCGAUGACAGGGAGCAGAUCAUUGCCAAUUUUGGCGAAGGGGAAGGGCCACACCAUCACGGCGGCGACGGGGCUUCCGGCAGUUCCGUCGGCACGUCCAGCCCCGAUAUCUUCCAGGCCGGAGAGAAAUUCCAGACUGACAUAGAAGUAACAAACGAGCAGAUAGCCUCUGGAAUCACCGGGCCCCUCCAGGUCCGGCGAGGAAGUGAGCCGGCGUUGAACCAGCUCCUGCCCAACAACGGAGGCGACGUGACCAACGGUCAUUGCAUAGGUAUACCCACGACAAACAACCAGUCGAAGCGAUGGUCGGCGGCGCCUCUGAUAAUCGAGCCGAGGGAAAGGAUACCUGGGAGAAAGGAUGAAAGAGCUCAUCAACAUAUGAAUGGCCAUGAUGAAAAAUGGAGGACCCAUGUAGAGGAGGAAGAAUCUGUUGUUUUAAGGCCUCCACCGAGUUUUGCCAGAGAUGGCUCUAACCGUCUGUCCAUGCAGUUUUUCGGCGAUAACGGUCAUCGAUGGUAUGACGCUGCUGAAAAAGUUCAAUUGCACAACCGCAUGCAGUCCCUUUCUCUACCGAGGGAGCACAAAAGGCGUGAGCCUUUGGGCCAAGCUAACAGCAACCAGCAGAGCGAACCAAACGAAGGAAGGGAAUUUGUCGAGUAUAUUGUACUCGAUACUGGAGGCGGGAGUCUCGGUUUGCAUGUUGUACCUGAGUAUGAUGCGAUGGGGAGAGAAUUGGGAUUACUAGUUCAAGGGGUUGAACCCGGAGGGAGAGUCGAUGCAGAUGGCAGGCUCAACGUUAAUGACAGGAUUGUUGAAAUUAAUGGAAACAACCUUGUUCAACAGCCUUUCAAUGUUGUUCAAGAAAUAUUUAGAGAUUCUCUAAAGAGCCAUGAGCUACGAUUGAGGGUUGUCAAAGGUAAAGGAGCACCUGCUAAGAAGCAGGCUCCACCUCCAGUCUUUCCAAAACCGAACAUUACACAAGAAAGAGCAGAGCCGGUCAAUAUGGUCGAAGGAGAGGAAAGAAGUGUGAUGGGUAGUAAAGUAGCGAUGACGAGGAAAGUCCCAGCUGCUGGGGCAAGCCUCCAGACUGGAAACACGCGCAAGUUGGGCAAGAAGGUCGAGAUCAGCUUGGUAAAAGGGCAGUUUGGUCUGGGAUUCAGCGUUACUACCAGGGACAAUCCUGCGGGAGGAAAUGCACCGAUCUAUAUCAAAAAUAUCCUCCCCAAGGUACAUGGCGCUGCGGUUGAAGAUGGAAGACUGAGGCCCGGUGAUAGACUGCUGGCAGUUGACGGUAUCGAUCUUUCCGGCAAGACACAAGCAGAUGUUGUCGCACUUUUACGAAACGUUCCUCCUGGUUCAUCGGUGAACCUCCUUGUGUCGAGACAUUCCGAAGGAGGACCUUCGAGCCCCAACACGUCAAUGAGCCUUGAUGGAAUGAACACCCCACCUGAAACAACUGGCUCAACUCCGUCUCCUGUCGUCAAAACACCCGAGAAAGACCAUCCUUCAUCAAAUCAUACUAGUAAGAAUGAUUCUAAUGAUGAAAACAACGUUUACCCUUGGAGGCAGAGGGAAAUUAUAACAUUGGAAAUCCCUGUUCACGAAUCAGAAAAAGCUGGAUUAGGAGUAAGUGUUAAGGGGAAAACCUCGUCAACAGCUGCAGCAAAUUCUAACUUUUUAACAAAACACAACAACAUUAACGGCACCUCAACUGUUGGCUUGGGAAUAUUUAUUAAAAAUAUUAUACCCGGUACUGCCGCAGCAAGGGAUGGACGUUUGAAGACAAACGACCAGCUUUUGUAUGUGAACGGUAUCAGUCUUUUGGGACAGUCUAAUGACGCUGCUAUGGAGACGCUGAAAAGGGCCUUGGUUCGGACGGAUGGUCCAGUCCCCGGUGCUAUUUCUAUAACAAUAGCCAGGAAAUUGGCCCAUAGGAGUGAUUCAAUCUCGAGCUUACUCACUGAUUCUUCUGCUAACACAGAGACCUUCACAACUGGUGGAAAGAUAGACGAAAGCUCAGGAAAUGGGGAACAUUCUGGGAAUAGUGAAAAUUCUGACAAUACUGUCAUUUUUAUGCCUCCUUAUAAGAGCAAUGAAACUGAUGGUAUGCGGAAUAGGGUAACAGCACCUCCAAACUCUCUUAAUCAUCUAAUGAACCCUCUUAGAAAUGAGAGUUAUUAUAGAGCAACACAUCACACAUCAAUGAUGGGAAAUGGUAAACUCAUUAGCCCAACUGUCGGAAAUCUUUCAACAGAAGCUGUAAUAAUUGAGGACGAUGAUACUCCAUAUACACCGACUAGUCAGCAGCCAAAAAGUGAAGUGGAUGCCAAGAUCAUCCCGCCCCAACAAAGAAACAGCACUAGCAGCUCUCAGACCAACGAUAUUACAUAUGCCAGCCAGCUCUCACUUGAUGAAGGUGGAGGAUUUUCAAGAGACGCUUUUGGAAGGCAGAGUAUGUCCGAGAAACGCCAUGCUGCGCUAGAUGCUAAAAACACCGAUACCUACCAGAGGAACAAGAAAGCGAGAGAAGAAAGGGAAAACGCAAAAAGGGAAGGAAGGCUUAUCAAGGUCAACUCUGCAGAGUCCAUAGCUAAAUCUGAGAAUAACAACGAUGCCAAAGUACAACUUGGGCCUUCAUUGGGAAUGAAGAAGUCCUCGAGUCUUGAAUCACUCCAAACCAUGGUCCAAGAGAUGCAGAUGUGUGAAAACGAAGAAGGAUCUUUCAGAAGCUCUCAGUCUGGAACGAGAAUUGUUAGGGGCAGAGGGUGCAAUGAAAGCUUUCGCGCCGCCGUUGAUAGACUUGAUCCUUUGGCUGAAGAUGAAGGAGAGAGCCCAUUGGGCAGGCAGGGCCCACUGAACACAUCUCUGGACAGCAAAUCGAGCAAAGGCAAGAAAAGGCAAAGCCUACUGAAGGGGAUUGGUUCGAUGUUUAGGUUUGGCCGAGGAAGGAAAGAUUCAAUUCAUACGAAUGGAAACACAGGAACGUCUGUAAUUCCCACGCUAGAAGAUGAGAGAGAAGCGGCGAGAAAGGCCGCUAAGGAAGAACAGCAACGGAUACAAGAACAGUACAAACGUCUUAUGCAAAAACAAUCUGAAUUUCAACAACAGCAACAGCAACAACAGCAGCAACAACAACACCAGCAACAACUUCACCACCAACAACAGCAACACAGAGAUCAAAAUCAUGACCACCAUCUUCCUCAUGUCCGAGAAGAGCCGGAAAACAAAUACAAUAGUACAAGGAUGGAUGAACCUUCAAGGACAGAAAGGAUAAACAUGCUUCGGCUAGAGCACCAAAGGCGGCAUCAAGAAAGAAGGGGGCAUUAUCCACUUGAAGACACCGAAGAAAGAUACGAACAUCACAUCAAACAACGCUUGGAAAAUGGCGAUUUGGAUAAUGCAGUCCAGAUGAACCGACCAGGAAGUAGAGUUGGUAUUACUGAUCCAUCACGAUUUAGCCAUUAUGUCAAUUACCACGAAAUCCAACAGCAUCUCAAAGAAGAAAUUGCUGCUGUCAAACUACGGAAACCCAAGAGUCAAAAAGUGUCCAACUUGGAGUCAACAGAAGAGAGUCGGAGGCAACAGCAUUACCACUCACAACGUCAAGUCAGUCGGGAGCCAGUCCAUCGGCCUGUGUCCAACUUUUAUGAGUAUGAGAGUGUACAGGCUGUUCUACGAGCGCAGGCGUUGAUCGACUCUGGUUCUUUGCCAAGGCGAUCAGAUGUACCACAGCAAACAUACACAAACGGAUACCCAGUUCAUCACAGGUACAGCCAAAUAAACUACUCCCAGGGCUAUCCGCCAUACGGUGGAAGGCCAUACGGGAAGCAGGGCGGCCCAUUUGUCACACACGUUACGAUAAGAGAGACCCAGCCCAAAGUCUGACAGUUACCUGUAGCAAGGUCCUGCAAGGUGAAGUCCUUCAGCCGCCUGUUUUUUAAAUUAAAAUUGAAAAGACUAAGGAAACUGAAAAGUUGUCUUUUUUAAGAAAACAUUGUAAAGUGUACAGUUACAAUAAUUAAAAUAUUUUAUAUAUAUUUUGCAAUUUUAAAUAUAUUUUAAAAGUGCUGCCAUUUAUUGAGUAAAUGUUAAAAUUUUUUGUGUGUAAUUUUAACGAUUAUACUUUUUAUUCAAUUUAGAAUCAUUUAAGGGGGGGUUCAUUUCAAAUAAUCCAGUUUUUAAAUUAUAUACAAGUAUUAUGAAAUAAUUUAACUUUGUGAUAAAAUUCAUUCCAAAUCAUUGUAUUUUAGAAGGAAUAUCUGUACUUAAUAUAUUAUGUUUUAUUUACAACUUAUUAAAAAAAUAUUAUAUUGAAUGUCUAUUUUUAAAUGAAAUGUUAUAAUGUAUAUAUUUAUAAAGGAGUUAGUACUUUAUUUUGAUCAUGUUGUCAGUCUUUUUAUACGUUGAAAUUUUAAAUUGCACUUGGUAUGUUUUAGCUUGAAAAGGCAUGGAUAUUACUCUCACUUUUUUUUCUCUAAUUUUAGUCAAAAUUUUGUAUAUAAACCAUGAAAUAAUCAAAGCUCAAAUUAUAUAUAUUUGAAUAUUGUAUAUAGCUAUUGCAUAAUUGUUUGAUAACAAUCGGUGCGUUAUCAAAAGCGGUGGAAAAAUUAAUCUAAAGGAGUGCUCGGGAGUAAAAAGGCUGUGAAAACAAACUUAGCAAUUUAUUGAAAAUUUCCUUAUGUAUCUUAAGACUCUCAACUUGAUGAAAUGUAUAUUUUACUUAUGAUAUUUCUAAGACAAAUCUAAUUAUCAUUUUGUAAAUAUUAAAGUAAAUAAAUGAAUUAUGUGAUUCA